Messenger RNA from Enterobius vermicularis (human pinworm), 903 nucleotides. The record is from the annotation of a GenBank genome assembly. Lineage: Eukaryota; Metazoa; Nematoda; Chromadorea; Rhabditida; Oxyuridae.
AUGAAUAUCACUUUUCAGUACCAUGUUGAGGAUGAUUUGACUCAUACGUUACCUCCUCGAGCGGUUCACCAGUGCAACAUUUGCAACAAAAUUUUCGUUUCCUACAAGGGUUUACAACAGCAUGCUGUUAUUCAUACCGACCAGAAACCUUUCCAGUGCGAUGUAUGUGGGAAGGCGUUUCGUUUCAAGUCCAAUCUUUUUGAGCACCGGUCUGUACAUAGUGGAUACACUCCUCACGCCUGUCCAUACUGUGGAAAAACCUGCCGGUUAAAAGGGAAUUUAAAAAAGCAUCUCAAGACUCAUGUAACAACGAAAGAGGAAUUGGAAGAAGCUUGGAAGCCUUUUGCUAGCAAUCGUCGGCCUCCAGCGGAUAUUCCUGAUGAUGCUAUUAUUGUUCGUAGUGGUGGUGAGACGUUCUUUACUCCUCCGAGCCGUCCGAGGAAGCGGAAAUUGGGGCUUGGGAAUGACCCGCAUGUAUGGAUAGAGAAAAUACGAAGGGGCGAAAUUGUGCCUUGCGCUACUGUGUCAGAAAAGAUGCGGAGGCUCUCUGAAUUACUUAAAGCUGCCGAAUCCGGUGGAUUUAAUAUGGAAGAAGUCUUUGAACAAGCAAGAGCCUUGUCUUUCGAAAGAUUUGAUUGCCCGUUGUGUAAAUCUGUCUUUAUGUCAAAGAUGGAGUGUAUUGAACACUUAGAUAUAGAGCAUCCCAUGGCUAGGAUGGAGAGGCCAUUAUUUUGCGAGAUUUGUGUAAAAACCUUCGUUGAUCGGAAAUCGAUGGAGCAACACGAAAGCUAUCAUAAACGAGUACAUCUUCUAAUAGAGCAGGGGGACCUUGAGAUUGUCGAACCGGAGAUUUUGUUGCCUGAGACUUGUGAUGUAGUCGAUGAUGAUGUGAAUAACGUUUAA